Molecule: messenger RNA, 1771 nt
Organism: Clupea harengus (Atlantic herring)
Lineage: Eukaryota; Metazoa; Chordata; Actinopteri; Clupeiformes; Clupeidae
Gene: gfi1b
Product: growth factor independent 1B transcriptional repressor
Biological process (GO): embryo development; regulation of transcription by RNA polymerase II
Cellular component (GO): nucleus
Molecular function (GO): RNA polymerase II transcription regulatory region sequence-specific DNA binding; DNA-binding transcription factor activity, RNA polymerase II-specific
Source: RefSeq, a predicted model, not a curated record
UCAGGGAGGGGAGCAACAGGGACUUGGCGCAGAAGUGUCAAGCAAUGCGCCACAUAUUCCUUUCAAGGCCGUUAAACUUUCCGUCUCCAACAUUAAGGAAAAUAUAGCUUAUAUCAAGAGGCCAACAGGAGUUCAACCCUCCAAAGGUAUGUUUUCGUGUACACGACUCAUCUUUUAUACUGUGUUCUGAGCAAUGAUAAUAAUGUCACUAGGCUAUAACAAUAUAAUUAUACGUUUUUCUACAAAUACAAAUACACAUAAGUACUCUAAACAAAAUGUGUAAUAAGUUAAAAACUUCGGACAUAAAAGAGGUAAACGUUUUUCAUUAUUUGAUAAACUAAUGUUUAAGUUUAGUUGAAGUUAUUUCGAAAUCUUAGAUUUUUAAAUACAUUUGUUCGCCUGGUUUGACAUCUGGUAACCUAAGAUGCAUGGCCUUUUUAUUUGGUCAACAGAUCUCAGAUCACUCUGAACGAAUCUAUGCUGCAAGAAUAACCUGAAUUAACCUAACCAAUUAUUUCAAUGAGAUCACAUAGGACUCAACCUUGACAGUCAGGCCUAUAUUAUUUUAACAAUGUAGUAUUUUUUACAUGGUUUCCAAUUGGCUGUUUUACUAUCAUAUAAGGAUUACAUUUUUUAACAGAUUAGCCAUGCCUCGCUCCUUUCUGGUGAAGAGCAAAAGAUGCGCAUCGUACAACGUCCACCGUGUCUGUGAGGGUGUCCCUGUGGAACCAAGACACCCGUCAAACCCGGUACCGGUCUCAACGGCACUGGAACCUCUGGAGCUCUCCAACACUUUGUUUCAGGAGGAGUCACAGUCUGGUGGUCUCCCCUCCCAGUUACACUUGUGCUCUAACAUCAAGUUUGAGCAGGAGCCAGAGUGCCCAGUACCAUCACUGCCUGAACCCACCCUGCCACCUCUCACUCCAGGGAGACCAUAUUAUAUGUCAGAACCUCAGCUGGCUGAGUUCCCUCCAUACUACAAGCACUCUUAUGGCUGGGAGCAUCUACCCACGCCCUAUGACUUCCCCCGGAUGGGUUUCCCCUCUUCCUUGCUCCAGCACACCGCCAGCCUAUAUGGUGCCCACCUCAAGCGGAGGCCCCUAGACACGCCACAGCCCCGUGACUGCAGCACACACUAUUCACCCACCUCCGACACUUACCACUGCAUUACCUGUGAGAAGGUCUUCUCCACUCCUCACGGACUGGAGGUGCACGUGCGACGCUCCCACAGCGGUACCAGGCCGUUCGGCUGCAGCAUUUGCAGGAAGACCUUCGGCCACGCCGUUAGCCUGGAGCAGCACAUGAACGUUCACUCCCAGGAGAGGAGCUUUGAGUGUAAAAUGUGUGGGAAGACAUUCAAGCGCUCCUCCACCCUCUCCACCCACCUGCUCAUCCACUCAGACACACGACCCUACCCUUGCCAGUACUGCGGCAAGAGGUUCCACCAGAAAUCUGACAUGAAGAAACACACCUACAUCCACACAGGAGAAAAACCACACAAGUGCCAGGUGUGUGGCAAAGCCUUCAGUCAGAGCUCCAACCUGAUCACGCACAGCCGCAAGCACACCGGCUUCAAACCCUUCGGCUGCGACAUCUGUGCCAAGGGCUUCCAGAGGAAGGUGGACCUGCGCAGGCACCACGAGAGCCAGCACACACUAAAAUGAGAAGGAAGGACUCAGAGAAGGAUGUGACAGUGGGACACAGCUGUGUGUUUACCUGCUCCUGGAUCAGUCUUGACCCCUGACCCCUCUCCUCAGGCUAGCGGGGGUGG